Molecule: messenger RNA, 1831 nt
Organism: Aspergillus calidoustus
Lineage: Eukaryota; Fungi; Ascomycota; Eurotiomycetes; Eurotiales; Aspergillaceae
Source: the annotation of a GenBank genome assembly
AUGUCUGCUGCAUCCAAAGCUACCGCCUCCGACACGGAGCGCAACCACACGUACGAUGGCUCCGGCAUCGAGGAGGACCCGUUCAUCGUGGAAUUCCACAAAGACGACCCAGGCAACCCUAUGAACUGGGGCGAGUUUCGCAAAUGGUGGAUUGCGACUAUCGUGACGUUUUCUGUCUUUGCUGUCACUUUCACCUCCUCUGCGUACUCGGUUUCCGCCGAACAGGUCUUGCAGAACUUUGAUAUCAGCACAGAGGUCUUUACCUUGGGUCUUUCGCUGUUUGUCCUGGGGUCCGAGCUGUACGGAAGACAACCCCUCUGGAUCAUAACGCACAUUGCCAUGGUCGCCUUCCUAGGCGGCUCAGCCGGUAGCCAAAACAUUGCGACACUGCUCAUCCUGCGCUUCUUCGCUGGUACCUUUGGUGGCUCGCCGCUCGUCAACUCCGGGGGCACCAUCGCUGACAUCUUCCCGCCUGCCCAGCGCGGCCUCGCCCUGACCAUCUACUGCGUCGCGCCCUUUCUCGGUCCCAUUCUGGGCCCCAUCAUCGGCGGCUUCGUCUCGCAGAGCGCCGGGUGGCGGUGGGUACAGGGUCUCUGCACCAUUUUCAUUGGCGUGGUGGGGAUCCUCGGCGUCAUCUUCGUGCCCGAGACAUACGGCCCUGUCCUCCUGCAGCGGCGCGCAGCGAAACUCGCACAGACGGACGGGAAAAUCUAUGUGAGCGUGCUGGAAAAGAACCAGGGCAAGAAGAAACCAAGCGAAGUGUUCCAGCGCGCGCUCUUCCGGCCCUGGAUCUUCCUCUUCCUCGAGCCCAUCGUCCUCAUCGCCUCGCUCUACAUGGCCGUCAUCUACGGGACCGUCUACAUGUUCAUGGGCGCCAUGCCAAUCGUCUACAACGAGCACCGCGGCUGGAGCGCGGGGAUCGGCGGACUCUCCUUCCUCGGUAUCAUGGUCGGGAUCAUCCUGGGACUGCUCUACGCAAUCUGGGAUAACAACCGGCGAUACACGAAACUCUUCAAGAAAUCCAUGGCGACUACGCACCUCCCCCCCGACGCAGAAGCCCGCCUCCCACCAGCCAUAAUCGGCGGAGUCGCCCUCCCGAUCGGCAUGUUCGCCUUUGCCUGGACAAACGCGCCCAGCAUCCACUGGUCUGUCAGCAUCAUCCUCAGUUCCCCCUUCGGUUUCGGCUGCGUUUUGGUCAUCCUUCCCAUAAUGAACUACCUGAUCGACAGCUACACGAUCUACGCGGCGUCGGUGCUCGCCGCCGCCGCGAUCUUCCGGUCGAUUGUCGGCGCCGUGUUCCCGCUCUUCACGGCGCAGAUGUACCAUAAUCUAGGCAUCCACUGGGCGAGUUCGGUCCCGGCGUUUCUGACCCUCCUCUGUGCGCCGUUCCCGCUGGUCAUGUACCGGUAUGGAAAGGCUGUGCGCAUGAAGUGCAAGUACUCGCACGAGGCCGCUGAGAUGUUUCGGAAGAUGUUGCUGCAGCAGGCGGGGGCUGCGGCGGGUGCGGAGGGAGAAAAGGACAAAGAGAUCGGGCGAGAGCAGAGGCCGACGGCCAACGAUGGGGCGGGCAAGGAUUCCAGUUCGGAAUGACUCGGCUCGGGGCGUAUGUGGCUGUGGGUAGAAGGUGUUGCUGGGCUGUGGCGGAGGUGGGAUCUGGUCGUGGAGCAGGGACACCUUGUUUGACAUGGCAGAGCAGGGUAGGUUCCAUUCAGCGCGGCGGAGUUGAAAUUACUCUGGGUGAUGGAUCGCUCCAGAACCAGGGAAACUUUUGUAACUAGACGGUCUUGUGGAAAAGGGUUUGAUUUGUGAGGGAACUUGUGCCUGCGAAGCG